AUGCAUCUCUGCAUUUUCUUGCUUCUUAUAGAAACGGUGCUGUCGUCAAAAGGUCAAAGGACUCAAAAGUGCAAAGUAGCCGAAGAACACGAGAAAGUGUUUGGUCGAUAUUCUAAGUGUAAUAUCAAUGAAGGCACAUUCAACGAUGAUUCAGCAUCAUACGAGAAAUUACUCGGCAAACAUUUCACGGACGUCUAUAACAUGACUGUGUCGAACUCGCUAAGAAGAACCGUUUGCGCUAUGAAUGAUGAGAUACGCGUCAAGCAAGGUUGUGAUUUCAAAUAUCGUCAAGUCAAUUUGGGAAAAGAUCGAAAUGCAGACUUACGUUGGUUGGCCGACCAAAUCAAAAAAGAUCUGCAGAAAGCGCAAAAGAUUGGUGGAAUUACAUACUUUAACAUUGGUUGCAUCGGCGGUAGCACACUUAAAUGUGCCUUCACGUUUACGCCCAAUGAAGAUAAAAAGAAGGGAAAGCCUCAGGAAGCAUCCGGCCGAAAAAACCAGCGCGAGGGUAGAGUAAGUCAGCCCGGUAGGAGACCAGCCUCACCUGCCGACCCCCCCGAGAAGGGACAAUCGAGCGGACGAAGAUCAUCUGUCGUUUCAUCCGAAAAGAGAGGAGAAGGUAUACAGAACCCAUCUGGCGGUCCCCCCCAGGAGAGAGAAGAUGAACUGAGCCCAUCCCACGGUUCCCGCGGGGAUGGGGAAUCACUCGAACAGAGCCGAAUUGCCAAUUCCCCCGAGAAAACGGGAACCGAACUGCGCUUACCUGGCGAUCCCUCCAUGGAGGGAAAAGCCGAACUGAGCUCACCUGGCGGUUCCCAAAAGGAGAGAGAACAACAACAACAACAACAACAACAACAACAACAACAACAACAACAACAACAGCAGCAACAACAACAACAACAACAACAAUUUACCGACACGGAAAGCCAAGAUCCCUUGCUUAAGAUGCAAAAAUUAAGUGGGCCUGGUUUGGAUGAAGAGGAGGCGCGCGGAGAGAGUUUAGCUACCAACAACAGAGGAGGAAGCCUCCCGACUUCUGACUUAGAUGGCGGUCUAGGAGAAUCCUAG
This is a messenger RNA of Cylicocyclus nassatus, 1068 nucleotides long. Lineage: Eukaryota; Metazoa; Nematoda; Chromadorea; Rhabditida; Strongylidae. The record is from the annotation of a GenBank genome assembly.